AUGGCCCGCACGCGGCAGAGAAAGGCCGCCGAAGAUGUGGGUCCGGAUUUCAACCCGAACCACCAGGCAAAUGACGCCCAAACCAUCAAACACGAGCAGCUACAGCCCCCUCAGCCACUCACGUCUGUCGUGGCCCAAGAUCCCUCACACGGUAUUGAGGUGAAGACGAAGUUUCCGGUGGCACGUAUCAAGCGCAUCAUGCAGGCGGACGAAGACGUCGGCAAAGUUGCACAAGCUACUCCCACCGCUGUCUCUAAAGCACUUGAGCUCUUCAUGAUAAGUCUGGUCACGAAGGGGGCAUCAGAGGCCAGAGCAAAUGGGUCCAAGAGGGUCACCGCCCAGCAUCUCAAAGUAGCCUUGAUGAAGGACAGUCAGUUCGACUUUUUGACCGAAAUCUGCGAAAGCGUACCCGAUGAAGGGUCCAAGAAAGGCAGAGCGAAGUCUGAGGCGAAGAGUGAAGACAGCGACGAGGAUAUUGCCCCCAAAAGGAAAGGAAAGUCGAAAAAGAGGAAAGCUAGCAGCGAUGACGAUACGGAGUGA
Capronia coronata CBS 617.96 is the source of this 540-nucleotide messenger RNA. RefSeq lists its product as uncharacterized. Gene Ontology annotation, cellular component: negative cofactor 2 complex; nucleus. The transcript is spliced from 2 exons. Bases 1 to 540 code for a protein of 179 amino acids. Gene Ontology annotation, biological process: positive regulation of transcription by RNA polymerase II; negative regulation of transcription by RNA polymerase II; transcription by RNA polymerase II. The record is from RefSeq and is a predicted model, not a curated record. NCBI's taxonomy places the organism in Eukaryota, Fungi, Ascomycota, Eurotiomycetes, Chaetothyriales, Herpotrichiellaceae. Gene Ontology annotation, molecular function: protein heterodimerization activity; transcription corepressor activity; RNA polymerase II general transcription initiation factor activity.